This is a messenger RNA of Pelobates cultripes (western spadefoot toad), 381 nucleotides long. NCBI's taxonomy places the organism in Eukaryota, Metazoa, Chordata, Amphibia, Anura, Pelobatidae. The record is from the annotation of a GenBank genome assembly.
AUGCUGCAGCGCCAGACGGCUCCCAAAAUGGUGACCAGGCGGGAAAACGAGGUGAACAGACCAGACUCCCAAGCAGGCACAACUGCACCUGGAGACACACUCAUCUCCACAACACCCCUAGAGGCAAUGGCAGACCAAGACCAACAGGAUAUCGCUCCUAAGGGAGCUCAGACAGAUGUCGGUGGCAAACUUGGACGUAGUCCGUACCGAGGUGCAGUCGGUGAGUGCACGCACGCAGGCUACAGAGGCCGAGGUUCAAGAUCUCAAGCGAGAGGUGCAAAAGGGGAAAGACCAGAUGCAAAGCCUACUACACUCACACACCUCCCUGAUACAGAGAGUAGAUCUCGCAACAGAAGACUGCAAGAGAUGUGCCAAUAUUAA